GGCAAAUCUUUUGGGGACAGUGAGGGGAAGAGGAUCAAGGCCCUUUUGUUAUCAGACAGAAAAUCAGCUGUUGGAGGAUCACAGAGGCUUACAGGAAAGUCUUCAAACCAGAAUACCAGAAAAAGAAAACCGAGCAACAAAAGUGUACAAGUGCCACUGAAUCUGAGUGCAUCCAAGCAACAUGGAGUACACGUUCAGAGCAGUAACUCACAGCCCCGGGAUUAUAAUCUGGAGAAUUGAGAAAAUGGAGCUGGUACAAGUCCCUGAGAAAUCUCAUGGAAACUUUUAUGAGGGUGACUGCUACGUACUUCUGUCUACUCAGAAGGUGAGCAGCUCUCUGUGUUACGAUAUCCACUACUGGAUCGGCUCGCAGUCCACUCAGGAUGAACAGGGUGCGGCUGCUGUUUACACCAUCCAGCUCGAUGAAUUUUUGGGUUCCACUCCGGUCCAGCAUCGCGAGGUUCAGAACCACGAGUCUGAUGCCUUUAGGGGCUACUUCAAACAAGGAAUAAUCUUUAAGAAAGGUGGAGUUGCAUCAGGCAUGAGGCACAUUGAAACCAACACCUAUGAUGUUAAGAGACUUCUUCAUGUCAAAGGGAAGAAAAGAGUGACUGCAAAGGAGGUGGAGAUGAGCUGGAAGAGCUUCAACCUUGGAGAUGUGUUUUUGCUGGACAUUGGCAAGACCAUCGUUCAGUGGAACGGACCCCAGAGCAACAAACAGGAAAAGCUUAAAGGCAUGUUGUUGGCCAAAGACAUCCGAGACAGAGAGAGAGGAGGUCGGGCAGAGAUCAGAGUGAUCGAGGGUGAAGCAGAGAGCAACUCUCUUCAGAACAUGGAGAUCUUGAACAGUGUUCUUGGAGAAAGAACCUCCAAGCUGACGGACGGACCUCCAGAUGAAACUGCUGACCAGGAACAGAAGUCAAAACUCACACUUUACCAUGUAUCAGAUGCUGAUGGUCAGAUGAAGGUCACAGAAGUUGCUACCAGACCACUGGUUCAGGAUCUCCUCAACCAUGAGGACUGCUACUUCCUGGAUCAGGGAGGGACGAAGAUCUUUGUGUGGAAGGGGAAGAAAGCAAACAAAGCUGAAAGACAGGCUGCUAUGAGCAGAGCUUUGGAGUUCAUCAAAGUGAAAAACUACCCGCUCACUACAAAUGUGGAGAUGGUGAAUGAUGGGGCAGAGUCAGCUCUCUUCAAGCAGCUGUUCCAGAGGUGGACUGUAAAGGACCAGACUCAAGGUCUGGGCAAAGUGCAUACAAGAGGGAAAGUGGCUCACGUCACACAGGAAAAGUUUGAUGCCUCUCUGAUGCACGUGAUGCCAAACGUUGCUGCACAGGAGCGAAUGGUGGACAAUGGCACAGGUCAAGUGGAGGUGUGGAGAAUUGAGAAUCUGGAGCUUGUGCCUGUGGACCCUAAAUGGUACGGAUACUUCUACGGAGGAGACUGCUACCUGAUCCUUUACACUUACUUUGUUAACAACAAGAAGUGUUACCUGCUCUAUAUAUGGCAGGGGCGUAAUGCGACACAAGAUGAACUGGCAGCCUCAGCAUUUCAGGCUGUGGCCUUGGAUCAGAAGUAUGGUGAUGAGCCAGUUCAAGUGAGAUUAACAAUGGGCAAAGAACCAAGACACUUUAUGGCGAUUUUCAAGGGUAAAAUGGUCAUCUUUGAGGGGGGCACAUCUAGAAAAGGGUCUUCUGACGUAGAGCCACCGAUAAGGUUGUUCCAGGUCCACGGUUCUGACCCAUCCAACACAAAAGCCAUUGAGGUUCCAGCCCUGGCCACCUCGCUGAACUCCAAUGAUGUGUUUUUACUAAAGAGCCAAUCAGAAAUGUAUCUGUGGUGUGGAAAGGGAUCAAGUGGAGAUGAGAGAGCCAUGGCAAAGGAGGUCAGCUCUGUGAUUGGCCAGAACUCCAAGAAAGGCUCUGACGAGAUUGUGGCGGAGGGUCAGGAGCCCAUUAAAUUCUGGGAGUUGCUUGGAGGGAAAGCUCCCUAUGCUUGUGACAAAAGAUUACAACAGACGGUUUCAGACCACCAGCCGCGCCUGUUUGAAUGCUCCAAUAAGACGGGCCGUUUCAUUGUGACCGAGGUGACUCAGUUCACGCAGGAUGACCUCAAUGAGGAUGAUGUCAUGCUACUGGACACAUGGGACCAGGUGUUUCUCUGGAUCGGUAAAGGGACCAAUGAGGAAGAGCGCAAAGAAGCAGUGGUCAUGAGCCAAGAGUACCUGCGCACCCACCCGGGCGCCAGAGACCCAGACACCCCCAUUGUCUUGAUUAAGCAAGGAUUUGAGCCGCCCACCUUCACUGGAUGGUUCACAGCCUGGAACCCCUCCAAAUGGAGUGGAGCAAAGAGCUAUGAGGAGUUGAAGAAGGAGUUGGGAGAUGUAGCAACACCUGUUUAUGUUACAAAUAAGCAGAACUGUGCUGAAAGUGAGAAAAGCUUUCAGUAUUUUCCACCUGACAAGCUGAUCAACAAGCGCGCCAGCGAGCUGCCUGAAGGUGUUGACUCAACCCAGAAAGAGAAACACCUCUCUGACUCUGACUUCAACGACGUAUUUGGGAUCACCAAAGACGACUUUGCGAGCCUGCCGCAGUGGAAACGACUGAACAUGAAGAAAGAAAAGGGGAUGUUUUGAUCAUAUUUUUUCUGCAUUUGAAAUAAGCUAUUACUGUUAAAAGACAACAAGAGGCCUCUCUUUGUGUCAGCUCCCCCUCCCCUACAAAUACUAGCAUUUAACUUUACCUCAAUUUCCUUGUUAUUCCAUUUCAUGACAGAACUAAUUUUUAAUAAUGUGUCUUUUCAUCCUCUGGUUUUAUUGUGAUUCAUAAAUUUGUUUCAUAUCACUGUAAUACAUGUCUUGAAUACAUGAUUAUUUUUUAACCUGUGCUGAUGUUGUAAUUGACACCGUUUAAUUAAGUGCUCUUGUGAUAAUAUUAUUUGAACUCGCAGUAUGAAAAAAAAAAGUGUGUUGCUUAUUCUACGUCUGUGUUUUCGUGGCAUGGCUUACAUCACCUGAAAUACCAUCUAACCAUACGGAGACAUCACAUUAUCCUAAUUUCAGUCCUGAUGAAAGUGAAUACAAAAGGCUUCAUAUAAUACAAGACCAAUUAGACACAAAACAUUAUAUAAAAACUAUUUAGAAAGAACACCAGAACCAGAGCAUUAAAAACCGAACUAAAGUAAAUAGGUAAAAUACAUGUACUUUAUCAAACUCAGCUCAGUAACAAACAUUUAUGUAACUUUUAUUAACUCUGAGCUCACUCAUGAACACCAAACCAAAUGUAAAGGAGCUCUGAUUUCCCCUUUAGAUAGAGGUCUACUUUGCCAUCUGUUGGACAAGUAAUGUAACAGCAUGUCAGGCCAAAAUACUUCAGGGAACAAAAUUAAAAACUUUGAGCCAGCGAAGUUUCACAGGAACAGAUUACCUAUCAUCUUGCAAAGGGGGAAAGUUACAUUUAUUUUCCAGAAUAUGUCCAUUCCUUUAGUUACAUGACAGUUUCUUUAAACACACUCUGAAGGCACCACCAAAAGAGUCCUGAUUUUUAGCAUCACAACUAUCCAAAUCUCUGCUUUCAAGCACUCUAAUCUAUUCAUUAUAACUUCAUAAAAACUAGACGUCAGCUAAGCUGAUCAUUACAGUUUCUUCACCAACAUCUUUAAAACAAAAGUUGAUGAGAAGUCUUGUUCUUCCCUUCAAGCUGCUUAUGAUGGUGAUUACUUUAUCAUGUUGUGAAUAUUUCAAAUAUAAGUCAAAACAUAUGACAAAUCAGCAUCAACAUUAUUGACUCCUUUUAUUUUGAUAUGUGUGGAAUGUAAUUUCAGUUACAAGUAUAAAUUUAUGUCAUUCACUGUUACAUCUGAACAUUUAAUACAAAGCUCAGGACAAGUCAAAAAUAUCUAGACCCAUAAAACACAUCAAAUUACAGUAACAUCAUAUUUUUUGCAUUGUCUGAAAAUGAAACACAAAAACAAUUUGAUUACUUGAUAAAUUGUCAAAUACUCACUGCUGUGAGCUCCAAAUGCUAAACAGAGCCAGAGAUAUUGUCAAAUGAAGGAAGUUUAAAAACAACGUUUGAUCAGUUAAACAUUUGAAGUCAGAGUAAUGUAACUUUACUGGUUCAUUACAACAAACCAAAUCCUUUGACCUGACAGGAAAUUAAUAGGAAAAUAAAAUGAAUUGUUGAUGACAACAACAUAAACAGCCAAUGAUAUCUGAACAGCGUUGGUUGCAAAUGACCUGAUUGUUCAAGAACGGACCACAGUGCCACCACACAGCCCUACAAUAGCAGCACUACAGUUACAGCACUACAGUAACAGCACUAACCUACUAUCAGCUCAUUUAGUGGAGGGAAAAAGCAUCUCCUCUGAGCUGCUGUUUCUCCGAUGCUUUGUGCAUCAUGGCAGCCAGCACAAUAUAUAAUCAAGUAUUAGCAUGUGAACCAGUAUUAUGAUGAAAUAGGCCUGUGUGAUAAAAGUAAUACAAAAAGACAAAAGAGUCAAUACAAACAUUAAUAUCUUGCCUGAAACCCACAAAAUGAUAUGCAGCUAAAUGCAGCGAACUGCAAACAUUCCAUUUUCAAAUUUCUAUAAAUGUAUUAAAAUUGUUCUGCUUUUUCCCAUAUGACAGAAUCAGUUGUCAAAAUUGCGAUUUUCAUUUAAAAGUGUCACAUGAUGUAUUCCAUCAAAACUGAACUUAUUUGUUAAUUUUGGUAAAGAUCCACCUUAAAACCCAGGGAAUGUGAUGUGAUACAUUAUUUGUAAACAAAAUUAAAAUUGUAAAUCCCUUCAAAACACCAAAUAAGUCAAUUUAAUGCAGUAAAUAACUUCAAUUAAACUAUUAUUUAAUAUAUGUGUGAAAGUAGUGCGUGCAAAAGUACUAAUAAAUGGCACAGAUCAAUUCAUGUGCAGUUUGGAAAUCAAUAUACAUUCUUAGGUGCUCAUGCAAAUUAUUGAUCUCAGAUGAGGUGAAAGGGUCUAUUCUUAAAAAAAAACAACAAAAAAAAAAACAAUUUUAAAUUGCAAUUAAAUGCAAAAAAAAACAACAAAAAAAAAAACAAUUUUAAAUUGCAAUUAAAUGCAAAGUGUACAUCAAUCAGAGACAUCCAAAGAGACAAAUUUCAGCAAGUUCCACAAUCCACAAAUGUGCAAACAUACAGUAUUACCUCGCAGGCAGAGAGAGUACAGCCUGCAGCAGGUAAGCUGAUUAUUUCUCGCUGAUGUGUUUGGUUAUAAAAGGGAAUGUUGUUUCUAAUGUAAUCUGACAACUUUAAAAAGUGCAAAUGCAGCUAAUUCAAUUUCCCUAAAUUCAAAAUAAAAACAGGACAAAGGCCGUAUAUGAAAGAUAAAAAAAUAAACGUUCUAGUUAAGAUCAGCAAGGCAGUAAAUAAGAUGGCAUUUUCCCUUUCUUAAAAAAUCUGUAUCUUAUAACCCCACCUUGCUGCCUUUGAUUACCUGUACCUGAUCUUAGCUUCCCAAAUGCAGUUACCAGCUGUGUGUGUCUGAAAUGUUCAGACUGACUCUUGUGUAGUUAUGAUUGGAGCCAAAACAGCAACAGUCCCGUUCCAAAUUCUUACAGAGCUCACUGCGUUUUGUAAACAGGUAAAUCCUGACUUGUGUCCAGGCAGCUGUUAGUAUACAAAGAGGUUACCAAAGAGGUAAACGGUCAAAGCAGCAUGGAGUAUAUUCCAUGUUUAUCCAUGUAUAUAUAUAUAUAUAUAUAUAUAUAUAUAUAUAUAUAUAUA
Molecule: messenger RNA, 5741 nt
Organism: Siniperca chuatsi (mandarin fish)
Lineage: Eukaryota; Metazoa; Chordata; Actinopteri; Centrarchiformes; Sinipercidae
Gene: avil
Product: advillin
Exons: 20
Coding region: 182-2635 (817 amino acids)
Biological process (GO): cytoskeleton organization; barbed-end actin filament capping; actin filament severing
Cellular component (GO): actin cytoskeleton; cytoplasm
Molecular function (GO): actin filament binding; phosphatidylinositol-4,5-bisphosphate binding
Source: RefSeq, a predicted model, not a curated record